Molecule: messenger RNA, 4026 nt
Organism: Hydatigera taeniaeformis
Lineage: Eukaryota; Metazoa; Platyhelminthes; Cestoda; Cyclophyllidea; Taeniidae
Source: the annotation of a GenBank genome assembly
AUGACAGGUGAUCCAGGAAUCGAAGACGACCGGAACGCAAUCCAGUGCGCAGACAGCCCACGCGCUCACAACCAGCAAAUUGCAGCCGCUAUUAGGGCAGAGGCUCAUGGACUUGCCCUCGUACAGAUGGAGAGCAAUCGGUCUGAUUUCUCUAUAGGUUCUGUGUUUUGGGCCAAAGUCGGCACUUAUCCGUGGUGGCCUUGUAUGAUAUAUAACAGUCCUGAUGGAAGUGGCUACAUCAAACACCUAAAAACCACAACUAAAUAUCAUGUUCAGUUUUUCGGGCCGACUGUGGAACGUGCGUGGAUCAGUGACGCUAAUCUCAUUCCAUAUGAUUCAGAUUGCAACUUGGGAGCUCAAUUAGAAAAACUCCAGAAAUCACAAGGACCUAAGUACGAAUUGAGAGUUCCUAAUACUCAAAGAAGCAGGUGGGAAGAGUCCUGUAAGGAGGCUAAUGCUGCUUGUCAGCUUUCCCUAGAAGAGAGGAUUCAGUUUUUUGGUCGAAUCGCCCCUGCAUCUAGGCCUUCCUUAGCUGCACCUGAACUGGAAGCCAUGUUGCUAAAAAAUGUGGAGAGAAUUCCACUUACAAUCGAGGAGGAGGCUGAAUCGCUUAACACAUUUGUUAAAACAGAGAAGGCUCGUUGCUUGGAGAUAAAUCCCGGUAUUGAUGAGACUGAACUUGAUAGAGUACUUCGCAUUCAAUGGUCUGGCUUCGACUUUGCCACACAGCGCUCGUAUUUGUCUAGAAAAUUAGCAAUAUUUGGUUUGGAGUCCGCAGCAGAUGUGGAUGAAGAAAUGAGGGAACGCGCAACUGCGCGAAGAGCCAGUGUAUCGGGCUCCGUUACUUCAACCGCUAAGAAAUCAGUCUCGUCAGUUGGAUCGAAAGCUGAGAGAUCUAGGCGACAGGUAGACGAUGGUAGAUCAAGAGUGGACGCGGAAAUUCUACGGUUAAUCGCUUCUCCAGGACCGUAUCGCUUCCAACCGGUCUGUUUUGUGUGCAUGGAAACAACAAAUGAUCGUUCCGUGCUGCUAAAGUGCAAGGGUGCCUGUGGUCGCUAUUGGCAUCCUGGUUGCUUGCCGGAGUCGAUCACAUUGGACAGGGAAAUUGUAAAUCCGACUAAGUUUAUGUGUUACGACUGUCAGAAGAAGACCUACCCUUGUAAUGUCUGUGGCGUAGCUAAAGAAAAUGACGCUACUAACGAAAUGUAUAGCUGCCAGGUAGGUUUUAACAUUCAGUUCAGUAUAAUAGCGCUCUCCCAGAUGCGGGACUGUGGCAAAUGGUAUCAUCGUCAUUGCCUCGAAUCUCAGCCUGGUGUUAUAUUCGAAGAUGGGCUUGUACGAUGUCCAUCUCACGUUUGCGCUACAUGCUGUUUGGAGAAUCCCAGGACGCCUUGUGCUGUGGGCCGAAAUAUGAUUCAGUGCUUUUCGUAUGCCAGAUUUUGCAUGAUAUUAUUUUUUAAAUGCAGUGAAUUGGCGAUAGGUCCCCUCUAUUUAUUAGCAUUGGUAACUCGCAUUGAUAGCAGUAUUUUUUGCUUCCUUGGACCUACUCUUCGUCAGGUUAACUGCGAAUUUUGUCCAACCUCCUAUCACCGCACCUGCCUAGGUGACACUGCUUCAGAGCAGACGAUCAAAGGAAACACCUUCAGAUGUAACAACUGCAAACGGGGCGUUCAACCAAGGUAUGCGCAGGUGGUAUGGGUAAAGGUGCACGGUUGUCGCUGGUGGCCUUGUGAGAUCAUCCACAGUCGCAACGCUCCUUUGAAUAUUUAUAGUCUCAAACACUCUGACGGAGAGUUUGUCAUUCACUUUAUUGGAUCCAACGAAUAUGGCUGGGUACACCGGUGUCAAACCUUCCCCUUUGAGUGUGCCCUUGGCUCGUUGUUGGCUGCUGAGGUUUCGAACGCCGUUGCUCCAUUGGAUAAGGCUUUUGGUAGAGCUCUUUUCGAGGCUCCUCAGGUGCACCAACUCUACGUGAGCUAUCUUAGAAAACGAGGUCUCAGUUUGGUCUCUAUGGUGACAGAGGCACUGACAGAUGAACAAUUGAUACCCCUUUCUACACUUGACGCAGCAGCAGCAGUGGGGAUUCUCUCCCACACCGAGACCGAGGCCAAGGCGUUAGACGAGGCUAUGGCCAAAUUUGAGGGAAUCUCCUCAAACGUUUUUGCUUCGUCAAAUGAAGAGAUGCUGACGAAACAAGCUCUGCCCACUACACUGUGCGAAUGUGCGCGGAAGCUAGAAGAGGAAGAGCAACAGAGGCCAGACAGUGGGGAACGCGGGGAAGACGAGGUAAAGAGUCAUUGGAGAUGCUCUGUGGACGCCAGCUGUCGUAACAUUCUGGAAGGCAUUGAAUGCAGCCCUAAGGUCUGCAGCGUGAUGGCGCACAAUCCGUCAGGCAACUGCGGCAAUCUAAACUUUAGCAAUCCUUCUGUAGUUGCUCUGUUUCUUACAACGAACCGUGGGGUUGGGCUCAAAGUAGUGAAGCCUGUGGCAAAGAGCGCUUUGGUGAUUGAGUAUGUGGGUGAAGUGAUUAGUGUUGCGGAGGCGAACCGUCGACUGAACAGAGGCAUAGCAGCAUGCAAUGCAGCGGCAGCCACUGCGCACAACUCGGAACUGCUGCCUUCGACUCACCUUCUACACUUCACUUCUGACCUCGUUAUCGAUGCCAGUCGGGUGGGCAAUGAGGCACGCUUUGUAAACCACUCCUGCGAACCCAAUGCAACGUGUAGAGUCUGCAAUGUUGAUGGCACUCUUCGAUUAGGUCUCUUCGCUAUGAGGUGUCUGGAAGAGCAAGAGGAGGUGACGAUAGACUACCGAAAAGCCCAACUACUUGACUGCUACUUCAUGAAUUCGACCAAUGUUUGUGUUUGCGGUUCCGAAACGUGUGAUGGAUUUGUUAGGUUACCGCAUAAGUUUUUCCCCAACGAGAAGGUCCGGAAAAGCAGGCCUUCUACCACGUUGGCAGCGUCGAAAUCACAGCCACCAACGUCGGAUCGAUUGCUACGCAGUGGUCGACUUUCAGAGGUGCCACGAAGGCCGGAGACUAUGGGACCGCCACCACCACCGCGGCAUUCACUGACGGAGAGGUUGAUGCCACCACCAUCAGCACCUCCGAUGCCGAGUUCGGAGCCUGAUUUGCCUCUUAGAAGUCGCAGCGGUGGCGGCGGCAGCAGUAGCACCGUUCCACACCAUUUGCUUUCAGCUGCAGCCACAGAAAAACCGCCUCCAGUCACAGUCACACCUGCGACUCCAACGCAUUGUACACCUAAAGUUGUUGUAACUCAACGUUUGACACAGCCUCUCCACGAAGACUACUGCUUCCGAUGUGGUGACGGGGGAGAAAUGAUAGCUUGCAACAGAGCAUCAUGUCCCAGAGUGUAUCACCUUGGUUGCCUAGGCCUGAGUACACCUCCUAGAGGGGAUUGGCACUGCCCUUGGCACUUCUGCGAUGUCUGUGGCCAUCCGUCUCUGCAAAUGUGCUGUCGCUGCCCCAAUUCCUAUUGCCUGGAUCACUCUUCUACGAAGGACGGUAAGGAGCUCAUCCGCGUGCACGAACUAGAUGUGAGUCGGUGGCUCCGCACGCUAAAAGUGCUUGAGAAAUGCUCUUCCGACCCUGUUGAGAUGACCAGAAUGACCGCUGCGCUGAUUAUCCGUUGCCGGUGGGUCUGUCAUGUGCACAGUCAAGCAAGGACACGCCUUCGAGGCCCCGCAACCCCAUUGAAGGGGAAUGAGCUUGCCGAAACCACAGAACUCCCUGCUGGAAAUGAAUGCGUUGGUAGUGACGAUGAAGAGUUUAUUGCUAGUUGUGAUUCCUCUGACGAUAGUGAUGAUGAUAUUUAUAACGACUUUGAGACUGCGGAUAACGAGGAAGGUGUUACCGCCACCCUACAGGACGAAGUUAAUAACGUAUCUGGUAAUGAUGACGGGGAGGGUAAUACACGGAAUAUAUCUGAAGAAGUAGAACGAGAGAUGGAAGAUAACACCAAACGGGAUUUCGAUUCGCCGUACGGAGGGGUGGACGAAGCAUGA